AUGGCCAGCGCAGUAGGCCGUGCAAGGAUGAAGAUUUUGUGUUUGAUGGCGUUUAUCUUGGCCCCAGUUGUGGCGCAAUAUCAGUGGGCCAUCUUUGAGCAGGAUCGAUUGGAUUUGUGCGCCGGAAGUCCGAGCUGCAAUGGGCGUCCUCACACGAUGUGCUAUAAGACCAAUGAAACGCAUCCGCGAUGUCGCAAAUUCCAGCCAGUGGUGUUGAGCGAAGAAAACGUCAAAAGCUUUAUGAUGGGUCACAACGGGCUGCGCAACAAGGUGGCUACGAAUUCGCGGGCUCCAGCAAUCGAUAUGCAAUUCCUGCAUUGGGACCGAGACCUGCAGGCUAUGGCAGAACGGUGGGUUCGCCAGUGCAUCCUCGCGGUCGACGAGUGCGAUUUCAUCGGAAAUCCUUCCCGUCCGGUCGGGCAGAACGUGUUUUUUCAUCCGAAGCCGAUGCUGAAACAUUGGGAGGCGUUGGCGUUGAGCACGUGGUUCAACGAACAGAACACCUUGCCGGUUGGCUCGUCUGUCGGUAGGUUGCGUCCGGAUGGUGUAUCGAACUACACGCAGCUCGUAUGGGCAAGAACACAAUUUGUGGGCUGUGGUGCGGCCAGUAUGUACGGUGGUUAUCUCGUCGUCUGCUACUACUACCCCAAGGGAAACAUCGUGGGUCAGCAGGUGUUCACUGUUGGCCGGCGUCCUUGCAUCGGUUGUCCCCAGGAGCGCGCAUCCUGUUCACAUGUAUUUCGCGGACUUUGUGGGAUCGACAUCAACCUUCAGCGCCAGACGCAGGUCGGCCGUGAGUCAUGA
This is a messenger RNA of Anopheles nili, 804 nucleotides long. Its product is annotated as venom allergen 5-like. Bases 1 to 804 code for a protein of 267 amino acids. NCBI's taxonomy places the organism in Eukaryota, Metazoa, Arthropoda, Insecta, Diptera, Culicidae. The transcript is spliced from 6 exons. The record is from RefSeq and is a predicted model, not a curated record.